AUGUCUGCUUUAAGAGUGGUCUUGUUAGGAAUUUUAGGACAUGGGAAAACAUACCUAUUUAAUAAAAUAACCAAUGCAACUGAACCUGUAACUUAUGGAGGAAAUUCAGUCACAAAAUAAAUUGUGAUUGGCUAAGCUGCACAUGGUGAAUUUGAAGUCGUUGACACACCUGGAUUUGAUGCAUAGGAGGAUAAAUUAUUACAUGCGGCUGGUGUUAUUGCAGCCUUAGCAUAAGGAGAAGUCAACAGAAUAUUGAUUGUAAUCAAAUGCGAAAGAACAGAUAUAAUGAUAAAAAAUAUCAAAAAAAUCAUUGAACCCAUUUCAAGAUACAAAGAUUUAAUCACGUUUAUUGUAACCUAUUGGGAUGAAUAAUAAAGAAGCAUACAACAACAUUAUAAAAGUUAAGAAUCUUAAUCAAAACAAGAAUUAGAAGCAAAAUAACAAAUAGAAGCAGCAAUUAAAAAAAAUUAUAAUAUCAGUUCAGUAAUAUUUUCCUCAUCUUAAGAUGAUCCGAUUAUUAUCACAAAAUAAAUAACUAAUAUUAUUCUAUCAUCUAAAUUUGCGAAAAUUCAUUUUUCCGAAUCUGAAAUUUUUUGUAAAUUUGACAUAUUAAGCAUAAGUUAGGAAUCUGAACUUUAAUUAACUAAUUCCAUUUUAGAAAUUAAGAAAAAUUUUAGAAAUGACUCAAAAUUAUUUUUAAAUUUUAUAGAAACUUUGAAACUAGAUGACAAGGAUUUAAUUGAAAAAUUACAUUUCAUAUCACUAUAUAUUAAAAGCUACGCAAAUGAAUAUAUUGAAGACUUUGAGAAAAAAUAUGCAAAUUAUAUGAAUGAAACCUAUAAUACAGAUGGCGUUAAUAUAAGAUAUUUAUAUCAUAUUUAUCUAAAAAAGGAACUUCAAAUGGAUCUUGAAUAAGUUAUUAAAAAGGCAUAAGCUAAAAUGAAAUAAUCUUAAAAUCACUGUUUUAAUUGGAUUAAAUAGUGUCCUUACUGUGGAUUAGUCUGGAUAAAAGUUAUUGGUUGCGAUUCUGAAACUACGUGUGGAAAUAGGGUAAAUAAUUAUCUCGACGAUCUACUGAUUGGUCCUUAAAAAUAACAGAGUUUCAAAGUAAUAAAAAAUGAUGAUUCUAUUCAUAUUGAGACAAUACAUAAGGAAAAAGAUGAGAACAAAUUAAUAAGUCAACAAAAUCUAGACAUCUGUUAAAUAUUAGGUGAUUCUUUAAAGAAUGAUCCAGAAUUUAAGUAUAUUUCGGCUUUGAACAAUGUAAAUAAAGGUUUGAUUUCUCAUGUUUUUGGUGAAAGUCGUUUCAAAUACUAUGUUGAAAAUAUCGAUGAAGUAGUUCAAGAAACGAUGAUUAUUGAAUUCAAGCAUCUUCUUAGAAAAGCUAUCUUGCUCUCAAAUGAACAUGGAAAGGUGGAAGUUAAAGACUAGAAAUCAUUAGGUUGUGGGAGAAAAAUUGUAUGGAAGGAUUUACCUCCUCUAACCGGACCACUUUUAUAAGAAUUACUAUCAUCUGAGUUGCUUGAUUACUUCAAUGAUAAGGAAUAAUUAUUAAAAGAUGAAGCUGACGAUAUUACAAAGGAGCUGGAAAGGACAUAUAAGAAUCUUGUGAAUCAAGCAAUUAAUGAAUAAUAAAAGAGUAUUAGGACAAUCCAAAAACUAGAAACUAUGACACCAACAAUGAAUGAUGAAGAAACACAGAAAUAGAAGCAAUAAAGCGAAAAUCUUUAAAAAAAUUAUUAAAAUCAUAUUGAAAAUACAAAGAGGGAGCAAAACAAUAUUAAAGAAAAAUACAACAAUAAUUCGUCUAUUAUUCAGAUACUGAAACAGUGGAUUUUUAGCUCGAAUGAUAGCCAAUGA
Molecule: messenger RNA, 1860 nt
Organism: Paramecium octaurelia
Lineage: Eukaryota; Ciliophora; Oligohymenophorea; Peniculida; Parameciidae
Source: the annotation of a GenBank genome assembly